Molecule: messenger RNA, 5783 nt
Organism: Notodromas monacha
Lineage: Eukaryota; Metazoa; Arthropoda; Ostracoda; Podocopida; Cyprididae
Source: the annotation of a GenBank genome assembly
AUGGCAUCAUAUCCGAAAUUCCAGGAAAGCUCAAUGGACUCGAUCUUACUGAUCAAGCGAACCGAUCAGCGAAGCAAAAGGAAUCGCCAAGAAACCUUAAAGAAACAAGACGUGCCCUACUGCCCGUGUGGGAAAUCUGUCGUCGUCGUCGACGUCCUCAACGAUCUCGAUUUCGUUCAAGAAAUGUUCCCCAAGGGAGCCUUUUGGCUCAAAAUUGGGAAAGAUCUGCAGGACGAAUUUCUCUUGGCUAAAAUGCAGAUGUUCUACGAGAGGGUCGACGACGUGGAAGUCAAUCAGCCCUUUCCUACGGUUGUAGACUUGGCCAAAUGCCGGCUGGAGAAAAAGGUGAAAGCUUUCAAAAAUUCAAUGCUGCUGAUUUUGGAUGACGUUUGGGAGAAAAGCGUGAUAGACGCUUUCAACAUCGGUGUCAAAGUUUUGGUCACAUGCAGCGACUCGUCUAUCAUGGAUGGAUUCCAAAAUGUGACAAAAUUACAAUCUUCGAAACGUCCUGCUUUCUUUUUCUGCUCUCUGAAAAAUCCUACGAAGAUUCCGGACGGCUUAACGAGUGACGAAAGUCUGGAGUUACUUGCAAAAAUGACCGGAGUUGAGAGAGAUAAAUUGCCAGCUGAAGCGGAGAAGAUUCACAUCGAGGCUCAUGGUCUGCCAAUUGUGAUUUCCCUCGUCGGCGGCUCUCUCGCCGGCAACGACCGUCCGCAAAAGUGGAAAUUGCAGCUCAAGAAGCUCAAGGAAGGCAAAAUGAACAAUCAGCCACACCCGAACCAGCUUUCAGCAACCAAGUACCCACUGAACCUGUCGCAGACCAUGAGUCUCAGUUUCGAGAGCCUGGACCCAAACACGCGAGAACUCUACAAGCGUUGCGUCGUUUUUCCGAAAGAUGUCGCAUUUUCCUCCUACGCUCUCGGCUCGCUUUUCUCAGACACCGAAAAUGGGUUAUUUCCAUGGGACACUGACGAUAUCACGAAGUUGUUGACGAAGAAAAGCCUGCUCGUUCGGCAUGAAGAUGAAUCCAUGCCGAAUGCGGAAUACAUGUUCUCCUUGCACAGGAUUCAACACGACUUCUUAUUUUCACGAACCACGCCGGAGGAAAGAAAGCGCUGGAAUGAUAAACUGCUGAAGUGGUACUUCUCGACGGAACACGGACGGAAAGAUUUCGCGCCAUUUCGAGAUCAGUACUUCAUGUGGCACAUCGGACAUCAUUUGAUGGAAAGCAGCCAUCACGAGUGGUUCAAAAUAUUUGUCAACCUGGACUUUGUCGCAGCAAAGAUUUCUGCGACUGGACCCGCAGAUUUGCUUAAUGAUUACGUCAAGUACAGGCGAACCAUUCGAGAAGCAGUGCAGAGUGAAUCGAACACUGACGGACAAGAAGUACUUCAAGACUUCGACCAUUUUGUGCGGAUGUUUGGGCACGAAUUAGAAAAAGAAAAUGCUGACGUAGUUCAGCUCGCUCUUUCUAUGCAUUCGGAUUCUGUUGUUAAAAAUGUGGCUAAGCAAGUCAUAGCAGACGCCAAGGAACGCGUGUAUUUCGAGACCUGCUCCACGAACCAGAAAACUGGACAUAUUUUGACGAAGCCGCUGACAAGCACGUCUACAAAAACAGCGUGUUUGUUUUUACCCAAGCACAAAGCCAUCUUCAUCGGCGAUGAACUCGGAAAAAUUGAGCUAUGGAAUGCGCAAUCGGGUGCGAGGCUGCUGCUACUCAAUGAACACGACCCGCCCGGGAAAACCAUCACAGCGCUGGAAUUGGCGUGCAAUCCUGACGAAAAAUCCGUAGUAUUAUUCGUGUCCACCUCCGCGGACGGCACUGCAAAAAAAUGGGAAAUCCUCUUCGACAUGGACGUGGACGACGCCACUCACAAGCUGAAACGCCGGAGUCGACACGUUUCCGGAAACAGCGUUUCUUCAGCAGCAGCAGCCGCCAUCUUCAUCCCGGACCACGUCAUCAUGUCACCGGCCCGGGUUCGGCGGAGCAGCACAACGUCGCUGUCGGUGUCGGUCAGCACUACGCAAUUGUCCUCGCCGGCAUCAUCGUCAUCCAACAAGCAACAUCAGACGGGAUUCGUCAAGCUCACCUUUGACAAACACGAGCCGCAUGGGAUCAAUUGUUGCGCCAUUGAUUCGCGGAAGGUGCGUGCUGCAACGGGGGACUCGUGCGGUGUGAUCCGUGUUUGGCUAUUAUUGGAUGGGGUUGAGGUCAGUGUUUUGAGGAGUCACAUCAUGAAGAAUCUGUGUGGUGUCACGGCACUCGCGUUUCGCACCAAUACCGAACACGGCUCGUUGAACAUCAUCGGUGCCGGCUACAAGGAUUCCGUGGUGAGGCUGUGGGAUUGGAAGAAUGCGACCGUGGUUCUGGUGGGCCAGGAGCACAGAAAAGAGAUCGUCGGGAUUCAUUUCAUCCACUAUGCUGUUCUACUGCUAUUCCCUUCUAAACUGAUGCCCUCCUGCUGCAUCUUGCCGAAACCGACGAACAGCUUUUUGACUUCUUCUGAUGUCUCACCUGAUGAAAAGUACCUGGUUGUUGGGACUAAAGAGAAUGAAAUUAUCUUGUGGGAGUUAUCAACGCAGACAUUUUUGGCGUUUCAUCGACCACAUCAGAGCCCUUUGACGAUGCUGAAAUUUGGCCGCUUUCCGUUGAAAAACAAGGCGCAUUUGCUGAGCGUCUCCUGCGAUACUGCUUUGAUUCACGAUGUCAACGAGAUGAGCCAUUUAUUGCUCUCUCCGAAUUUCGAUGCUCGUUGGAUUUCCUUGGAAAGAAGGAACCAAUUAGGAUCCCAAAAACAAGGGACCGGUUUUGUUAUCGCCAGUGUGGAUUGUUGGGCAGCACAAGUGCACCUCUCCGGCGCAAAUCAAGGAUUUCACGCGACUUUUGAACCCACUUCUCCAAACCAAGCCGUGUCUUCGAACAAGAAUGAAGCAAAGGUCGCAAUGAAUAAGUCGACGUCUCUGAAGAAACCAUCUGGUGCCUCAAUGUCUCGCAUAACGUGCAUUAGUUUAGUGAACGACAAACAGGUGGCAGUGGGAUUAACAGACGGGAUUGUGGUUCUUUGUCGACACCAUCAGUCUGAUAAUUUAUCGGCUGAAACUACUUGCAAAAUAGCCAGUCACGAGAGGAGCGUGAACUGCGUUACUUCUGCUGAAAUUUGCGACAAAAAUGGAAAUCAUUCCGGGGAGAGCUUCGUGAUCGUGUCCGGAUGUGACGCAGGCAUGGUUUUGAUAACUAAAAUCUCGUCGGGUUCGGAUCGUCAGAAACCAAUCAAAGUGACAUGCCCCUCAUCAUCAGUCUAUGAGUUGCGCAUCAUUCGAGGAGCCGAAAACAACGAGGUUCAAAUUGUUGCCGCCUUUCUCAAGACGAUUGGAAAAAUGAAUUCUUCGUCAUAUAAUCCACCUGAAAUCGUUUUUCGUCUCUGCGAUAUUCAAGGGAUUACCCUGAGAGAGUUUAAUCCUCUGCUUUGUCAAGAAAUCCGUCCGAAUACAGCGUCGAAUCCCUGGAAGUCUUUCACGUUGGACGCAAAACGCAGCGGUGCAUUCGUCCAGAACAUUGUCAUCUUCGAUUUUUGCACCGCUUCAAAUCGCUUUGUCGUUGCUGCCAAGAAAUGUGAAGCGGUUCUGUACGAUUUGGGAUCUGGCGAAAGCGUCGCGACUUGUGUUCCUGGAUUGCCCAAGAAUGAACCCAACGCGUCGAAGAAUAAUAAUUCAGCCACCAACUCGGAACAUUCCUGUGUCCGGAGGAAGCGAUCUGUGAAUGGGAAAGGAAGGCAGGAAGCUGUCAAUAAAUUGGAAAACGUCAUUUCAACCGCCAUUGCUGCUAAGGAAGCCGUUUUCACGGCGGUGAAAUUUUCUCCAGACGGAGAUCGUCUGGUUACUGGAGAAUCUUCGGGAAUCAUUAAGGCCGGCCCUGACAAAGAUUAUAAUUUUGUGGAGGAGUAUGCACAUGGGGAUUUGCCCAGCCACGAUGAAGAUUACCUGAAUAUCCCGCACGAAAAUAGUUUGAGCGAGGUCUGGUCAUCUGCCGACGGAAUCCUGCUUCACGGUCUGAGUAAUGACGGAAAAGAAGCGAUCACCGAUUUGAUCUUUUCCUCCUGCGGAUUGCUGAUGGCAGCCGGUGGAAUCACCCAGUUCUCCCUUUUCAAUUUGGAAUUACUCAACGGCUCUGAGGAUCAACAAAGUGCUGAUCGGGAAGAAUUGAUUGGAAGUCUGAGUCAACGUCGGCGCUCAUCUUUGACAGCAAUCGUCACGAGAUCAUUGGAUACUGAAAUCUUCCUGGGGGACCAAUGCGAGCCGAAACUCAUGACCCACAUGCGAUUUGACCUGGGCUCGAAUGAUCUCGACCUGAACGACGAGACUCUGGCAAUAUUAAACCUGCGAAAAGAAUCGCGCUCUGGCCGAUGUUCCACAGUUCCAGAGGACAGAUUCAUCAGAGAAACCGACGGGUGUCGCUGCAACAGCGUUUUGCACAACAAACGAGGCCCAAAACAAAACAAUUCGCCUUUGCUCAAAGUCUACAGCAUCAGCAAUGGACCCGUGCGACGAAUUUUUGCCAGCCCUGAUUUUCACGAGUUUGCCACUGUCGACGACGCCGGGACACUGCACUUGUUGAAAGUAGCGACUCCGUCGGUGACAUCUGAUGACGAUUCCGACACCGACAGUAUUUUCCAUGUCGGUCCUUGAAUAUGCUGUAGCUCAAGAAACUGUAUUGUAUCCCUGUAUCCCUUGAAAUGACUUUUAUGUCGAGGGUGAAGUUUCGUUGUUUUUGAUGUCGGUUACGUGAAAAUCGCGUAUGCGUGAAAACUGCUAUAUCUUGACCACGAAAUGCUCUUCCAUUGAGCGUCAGCAAAAAUCCUGAUUUUGAUUUAAACAUUUUUGGAGGCGUCGGUAUUUUGUAAAAAAAACGAGGAAAGAAAAUAUUUUUUUAAAUUAAAUUUUGCUCAUCAAUCGAUUGUUUGCGUUUUAUAUGACAUGCGAAGAGCUGAUUCAAGAAAUGAAUCUGAAGGAAUUUACGGUCGAAGAUCAUAUUCGUUUUCAGGAGAAAUAAUGAAAAGUGUCUUAUUUAAUUGAGCUCAGCCUUAGCUAGAAAUAUUUAUAUUAUCAAGAACAAUUCAUGGUAAUACUGUACAUACCUGUAACGCUGCAUUAAAUAUGGAGGAUAUAUCGCAUAUAAUUUCAUAGCCCAAAAAUCUAAUCCAAAACAUUGUUAUGGUUAGUCUCGUUUAACUUUUAAAUGGGAAAAGAUGAAUUCGACGAUGAAUAUGCUUGGAAUUGGAAGUAAGUGAAUCAAACAUGGGAAAACACGAUUGCAGAUUUGUAAAUCUGCUCGAAAAUGUUCGCUUUGAAGAAUAUGUUUCUUUAAAAAACCAAAUACGGUUUUUUUUUUAUUCAGUCAUUCAUUCAGUUUGAUGUCGAUGAGUGACAUUUCCUGUGAGUGAAACCUGUUUUUUCUGCUUUUCUUGAUUGCCCGUUUUUUCGAAAACAGUUGUUACGGAAAAAAGCCUUGGAUCACCAAUUCGUAUCCCUCGUGUCAUCACGAUUUUUUUUUUUUUGGGAAGAUGUUCAUGCAGUGAAAACAUGUUCGAGUGUAAUCCAAUUCUGGGUUUUUACUGGAAAGCCAACCGAGCAAACAUUUGAUGCGACGAAUCUGGGUUUUUCGGAGGGGUAUGAUCAGCGGUAGAAUUUUCUGAUCCCGCCAAAUUAAGGAGGGGCAUCUGUGAAAUUUUUUGGAGCGUGAUUUUGAUGUGAAGAACGGAAAAUAUACUUUUUUUGCUUUUAUA